ACGUGCUGUUGGCAUAUUCAAUGUGGUGUUCUUGUCAGCCAGAUAAUGCUGAAAACCUCAUGGCACCAACCAUAUGGCAAAAAUCUUGACGAAGGGGUAAAUUUAGUCGCCUGGGAUGAGCAUAUAAUGACCCUGUUCUCACCAUCUUGGUGCUCAAGUUCAGGACUUUUUGGCUUGUGGAACUCAUCCUCUGAACUGAUUCUGCACCAAAAAGUUGCUUUGAAUUGAACUUUGUUGCUUUUGCUGCCUUGGUUGACCUCAAGAUUCAAUAAUAUAAUUCAUUUCCAAUCCAGCAAUCUUUUCCUUUUCCACUUUUCUUUUCUGUUUGGUUCCUAGCUGGUUCAGAGUGCUGUCUCUUUCAUUUUGCUUUUGUAGCUUUGUUGCUUCAUGUUCAUUGAGUUUCUUUGAAUCCAAAUUUGAUUCUCUUGGGGUCACUUUCUCUUAAAGGGAAGAAAUUCUUGUGCAGAAAUUAGUCUCCAUGGCUAUGGUUACCUUAAAAUCAGGCUGCACCACCACCAUCUCGCAGCCCUUGUCGUUCGAUAAUCACCAACACCACCGGGCAGACGACUCCUUUUCCUCUUACCUGAACUCUUCUGAAAAAACCUUUGUGAGCAAACUUGCAGUUGCAGAGCCUGGUUUGACUGCCAAGUCCAUCUAUGAAGGCCUUUGUUUUGGGAAAAAGAAAGAAGACGGGGAAAUUGGGGUGUUUGAGGCAGAGAAGUACUUCAACGGAGGGAUGGAUAACGAGGAUUCAAAAGCUGCCAACAAUGGCGGUUCAAUCAGGUACCAGUUUAUGAAAGAAGAACCGGUGGAAGAAGGUCCCGUGAAGCCAGUCGAAAUAGGCCUCAUGAAGCCAAAUAUUCAGCUGGGAACUGCAAGUAUUUAUUCUGAUUCAAGCUGGAACAGCCAGAGUUUAUUGUUGAAAGAUGUUGCAAGAAAUCCGCCUGAAAGAAAGACAAACAAAAGGAAUGGCAAGAGCCUGCUUGCCAAUCUUGGAUGCAGCUGCUAUUGUAAUGGCAAGGACUCUGUUGAUGUUGGUAGUGAAAGCAAUUCCAGUAGAAGUGCAAGCUACGAAGUGCAAGCCAAAAGAUUCACAAAAGAACCAAUCCAGAAUGGGGCAGAAACAGUUGGUUCAGCCGAAACCAAGAAAUCCCAGUUGAAUCCAUGGAUCAUGGAGGAGAUGAACAGCAAGAAGAUUGAUCGUCCAGGGCUUGGACUGAGCAGAGAAGAGUGUUUCAGCUUCCCGGUCCUGAACUCGAAGCCCGGGAAUGUUCAUUCACUGGAGCCUGAAGAGGGUAAACAGAGAAAGUCACUGGAGGUGUUCGGCUCCCCUGUGCUGCACAAAACAAAGAAUUCCCUCACCAUGUGGACAUGGGAUUCCGAUGCAACAGUGGAAGAACUCGAAAUCCCGGUUAACUCUGAUGGAACGUACAAGGAUACGGAAAGCGAUGCAAGCUCUGAUUUGUUUGAAAUAGAGAGCUUCACCAACAAGUGCAACCCUCUUCUCCAAAGGCAGGAAUCAGAUGGCUUGUCCAGUUGUGUCUAUGCACCCAGCGAGGCGAGCAUAGAAUGGAGCGUUGUCACUGCCAGCGCGGCUGAUUUCUCGGCGAUGUCUGAUUCUGAGGAGCUAAUAACAUCAUCAGCUGCAGUGAAGGUACAAAAAAUGGCUGCGGGAGCCAAAGCUGCAGCCGGGAAGGACAUGGAAAAGCGGCGUUCGGGGAUCAUCUUAGGCUGCAAGAGCCACAAAGCUCUGAAUGUCGCUGGAGAUGCUUACAGAACUAAUGGAAAGUCAGUCUCUGACCUACCAAUAAUCCACAAUUCACGAGGUUUGAAGAAGAGUCUCAGCUGAACAGAAUCAGAAUUUCAAUCCAGAAUCUGGCAACUCAGCAAUUUAUGAUAGGUGAUUACAGUUUAGCACCAAGUAUGGUGGAUAUAUUUUGCUGUUAGCAAUAUACAUUUCAGAAAAUAAGUGUGUUUACUUCUUGUAACAAUCAUCUCUUAAUGGAUGUCCUCCCUGUGUUUGGUGAAUGUAUCCAUUUGCUUAAUUGGAAAUGGCCUUGUAUGCUGAGGGUUAUCAGUUUCACCAAACCAGGCAUUGUUGCUUUCAGAAUUCUGCCUUUUUCUUCCUUAGAAAGAGCUAAAAAUCAUGGAUCUUGUGUCACAUUUGAUUUGUUGCCAUAUUCUUUUGGGCAUCUUAAGACUGAAAAAGUAUGGAAACUGUGUCAAAAAUGGUUCAGAAACCACUGAUAUUGUUGGAUUAUCAAAAGUUGAGCAGUAGUGGAUAUUUCUGCAGGACCACAUUGGAAGGAGAAAACUUAAGCUCAGGUGGAAUGUCGGCUGAAUGAUGGGUAACUCUUGACUGGAGACUUCACCCAAGUUGAAUAAUUCAUAUUUUUUAAGAGUAACUCUUUGAUAUUUCUUCAGAAUUUUGCCCAGCAUGGAAUGUGAUGAUUGGUUUAUAUGCUUUGGUAGGUACUUGCACAUUUCAUUCCACUGUUCACAGAGUUUGGCAGCAAUCAUCCCAUAACUAGCCCGUAAGUAGAUGGGUCCUGUAUUUGACACUAGCCUAUGCAAUUGGCAAGAAACAUCUCUUAUGGGAUGCCAGAUCACUCGAACAAAGCGGUUAACACGAGAAAGCAACCAUACACUUUUCCAUC
This is a messenger RNA of Diospyros lotus (date-plum), 2657 nucleotides long. RefSeq names its product protein PHYTOCHROME KINASE SUBSTRATE 1-like. Gene Ontology annotation, biological process: phototropism. The record is from RefSeq and is a predicted model, not a curated record. Bases 479 to 1849 code for a protein of 456 amino acids. The transcript has a single exon. Lineage: Eukaryota; Viridiplantae; Streptophyta; Magnoliopsida; Ericales; Ebenaceae.